CUACACUUGUGCAGAUGAGGUCGGAAUAGAUUAACAAGCCGAGACGACUAUUAACUCAAGUCUGAAUGUUGUACUCAUCGUCCAGUAUGAUGGAUCCAGUUAAUUUUUCCGUUAUGUUUAUCGCCAUCUUGCAAAUCGGAGCAAGUUUUGCCAACUCUGAAGCUAUGUCCGUGACACGCCAACCAUGGGGAUCAGUUCAAGGCGAGAAAGUGGAGAUAUUUACAUUGAAAAACGGACACGGCUUUGAAGUUGACGUUAUUUCUUAUGGGGCAACUAUACAGUCCAUUAGAACGCCUGACAAACAUGGAAAUAUUGAUGAUGUCGUUCUUGGCUUCGAUAACAUUGAAGGCUACCUCGGAAGCGACAACCCUUACUUUGGAGCAACUGUUGGACGAGUUGCUAAUCGGAUUGGAAAAGCCAGAUUCAAUGUUGACGGAGUGACAUAUAAAGUGGCUGAAAACGUUCCUGGAGGCAGUCUUCACGGAGGUUUGAAAGCCUGGGACAAGAAGAUUUGGAACGCUACAAUCAGGGAUAAUGCAGUUUGGAUGACGCUCUUGAGUUCUGAUGGAGAGGAGGGUUACCCAGGUGCAGUAAUUGCCACUGUGAAGUUCAGCGUUACUAGCGAUGGAAGAUUGGUCAUAAAGAUGACGGCAGUUUCCACGAAAGCCACUCCCAUCAAUUUAACUAAUCAUAGUUACUUCAACUUGUUUGGAAAUAGCGGCAAUGCUACACAACUGUACAAACAUGAGAUAACAAUAAAUGCAGAUCGAUGGACUGUGACGGAUGAAGGAAGCAUACCAACUGGUGAAAUUAGAUCAGUUGCUAACAGUAUAAUGGAUCUUAGAGUUUCUAAACAACUUGGAGAUGUUCUUCCGAAAGUACCUGGCGGAGGAUACGAUUACAACUUCUGUGUGCCGAAUGACGAUGGUCCUAAGGGAGAUAGAUUUGUUGCCAGAGUAGUACAUCCGAAUUCUGGAAGAUAUUUGGAGGUGUACUCCGACCAGCCAGGCGUUCAGCUCUAUACAAGCGACGGUUUCCCAGAUGAAAAGACUGAAGGAAUCGUCGGGAAAAACGGACAGCAGUAUUUUAAGCACGGAGCAUUUUGCCUAGAGACUCAGAAUUACCCAGAUGCUGUAAAUCAUGAAAAUUUCCCAGAUAGUAUCCUGCGACCUGGAGAAACCUAUCAACACAGCGUCACAUACAAAUUUGGAUUUGAAAAGCAGUAAAAUCAAGAACCAAGUAUAACGUGAUAUGCAAUGAUUAUUACAAUACGAUUAAAAUAAGAAAAGAUUCGUGCAGAAUUUCCAUCAACAUAGAUUAAGUAGAUUUAUUGAGUUUUGAAACCUGCAUUAGUGUGUUUCAGCUCUAUUCUGUAACCAAGUUACUACUAUUGUGUCAAGGGAUGCAUACUAUCAAACAACUGU
Molecule: messenger RNA, 1424 nt
Organism: Diprion similis
Lineage: Eukaryota; Metazoa; Arthropoda; Insecta; Hymenoptera; Diprionidae
Product: galactose mutarotase-like
Exons: 5
Coding region: 66-1226 (386 amino acids)
Biological process (GO): glucose metabolic process; beta-D-galactose catabolic process via UDP-galactose, Leloir pathway
Molecular function (GO): aldose 1-epimerase activity; carbohydrate binding
Source: RefSeq, a predicted model, not a curated record